AUGGCUCUCCAUGUAUUGUCUUCCUCGGUCCAAAUGUUUAUCCCACCAGCAGCCAACACUGUGAUAGAGCUCUUUCUCUCAUCUUCCCCGCAUUUAACCAUGGCAUUGGCUUUUGCACUGCUGGCGCUUUUAUACCUUGUGCACAGAAGAAAAGUGGACAUUUAUUUGAUGGACUAUUCCUGCUAUCGUCCUCCCAGCUCUUAUAGGCUAUCCCUGUCCAUGUUCAGAGAGAGUAUGGUUUAUGACAAGAUGGAUCCGGACUCCAUCGCGUUUCAGUGCAAGAUCCUGGAAAAAUCCGGGUACAGUGAGCAAACCUGCAUUUCUCCAUCUCUUGCUUGCAUUCCCAAAACAAAAGCCCUCUCCUCCGCCCUUGAGGAGGCCGAAACAACCAUGUUUACGGCCAUUGCGGGGCUGCUUCAGGAAAGCAACAUCGAGCCAAAAGCCAUAGACAUACUAAUCACUAACAGCAGCGUCUUCUGCCCUACCCCAUCUCUCAGUGCCAUGGUGGUUAAUGAGUUCAGAAUGAGGAACAACGUCAUGAGCUUCAACCUCUCAGGCAUGGGAUGUAGUGCUGGCCUCGUAUCGGUCAGUUUGGCUAACGACUUGUUAAGAGUUCACAGGAAUUCCUUGGCCCUCAUAGUAAGCAUAGAGCCCCUCAGUCUAAAUUGGUACAAUGGUAAAGUCCCAUCCAUGUUGCUUACAAAUUGCCUCUUCAGAAUGGGAGGAGCUGCUGUAUUGAUGUCGAGCAGGGUCCAAGAUAAGCACAGGGCCAAGUAUAGGCUAAAGCAUGUCGUGAGAACAACCAAAGCACAAAAUGAUCAGUCUCAUGGCUGCAUAUACAUGGACGUGGACCCAGAGAAUGAAGUAGGGGUGUCGAUAUCCAAAAAGGUGAUCGAUGUGGCUGGGGACGCGCUAAAAACAAAUAUGGCUUCGCUGGGUCCUUUGGCUUUCCCGUACAGGGAGCAGUUCAUGUAUCUGUUUUCCUUGAUUUGCAAUAAACUGAGGAUAACAAGAGGAACAGGCAUCUACACACCAAAUUUCAACAAGGCUUUUGAGCAUUUCUGCAUACAUGCAGGGGGCAGGGCUGUGAUCGAAGCCGUUAGGAGAAACUUGAGGCUGAGGCAACAGGACGUGGAAGCAUCAUCCAUGACUCUGUACAGGUUUGGGAACACUUCAUCAUCCUCGAUUUGGUACGAGCUGUGUUAUAUUGAAGCGAAGGGGAGAAUGAAAGGUGGGGACAGAGUGUGGCAAAUUGCCUUUGGCAGCGGCUUUAAGUGUAAUAGCGCAGUGUGGCAGUGCUUGCGCGAUGUGAAGCCAAACACGGCCACUGCGUGGAAGGAUUCUAUCCACUCUUACCCACCACAAGUACCUCACUCAACAUUUGACUAGCUUUACCCUCCUCAAUUGGUGCAUCAGCCGGUUUAUGU
This is a messenger RNA of Neltuma alba, 1427 nucleotides long. Its product is annotated as probable 3-ketoacyl-CoA synthase 21. NCBI's taxonomy places the organism in Eukaryota, Viridiplantae, Streptophyta, Magnoliopsida, Fabales, Fabaceae. The transcript has a single exon. The coding region runs from base 1 to 1389 and encodes 462 amino acids. Gene Ontology annotation, molecular function: acyltransferase activity, transferring groups other than amino-acyl groups. Gene Ontology annotation, biological process: fatty acid biosynthetic process. The record is from RefSeq and is a predicted model, not a curated record. Gene Ontology annotation, cellular component: membrane.